UUUGCCACAUCACAAUGCGCCAUCACACAGUGCAGAAGCGUUGACAUAUCGGGAUACAUGUACACGGUUUAGAGUGCAUGUACUUUCACUGCACCCACAAGCCCGUACGUUUAGCGUGUUUUGUAACCAGACUGGCGUGGGUGCACUCCACACACGGUAUGUGGAAUCCGGAACAAAAAUACACACACUGACACAGCAGUCAAUCUUUACCAUGGCCACUCCAGUGAUUUAGUCAUGGUUGUCGGAACUGAUCGUGUUGUACUAAUUGUGUCGACUGGUGUGAUGUAACAAAGAAGCAAUAAACGAGACAACACCGCCGGGUCGUUGGAGAGUGAGACCCUUGCUUGGGAAGCAUUGAAUUGUGUGAUGUGCGUGCAACUUGGUCAGUUAUUGAUGUCUUGUUCUGUUCUCUGCGGCGACUAAGUAGUUUAUCAUGGAUUCCACGCCGUCAACAUCAGUCUGGCCAUUAAUGCUAUAUCUGUGUUCUGGAAUAAUGUGCCUGUAAACUGACUGGAUGACCAGACCUGGCGUAUAUUAAGGAUCUGGAGCUGACCACCUGAAGCCACUCCAAGAUGAUUACGAAGCGAUCGGUGAAGAUUGCAGCAGCCCUGUUCGUGCUGUGGGCAGCCACCAUGCUCUGGGUCUUGGACACCCGGGUGAAUUUCACCCACCAGAUCCUCAAAGAUGGCGAAUGCCCAUGUGCCGUCGCCGUGGCUGCCAACAGGACCCCAGCCGUGCAGGACUCAGCGAGCAGCUCAACCAAAGUCAAGACGCGGACCGUGGUCAAGUGGUUGAAUUACUGCAAGGACGGCAAUACGAGUGCCCCGAGUGACUCCAAAAAGGCAGACGCUCCACUCAAAAAGCCCGAAGUGGUUUCCGAAACAGAUGAAUUGAGAAAACACUCUGAUGCAACGACGAACGAAAGGACUCACCAUGUGGAACAAAAACCAGUGGAGCAGCCACAGGGGCGGCAGCUGCAGGAUACACAACAGCAGCCGCAACAACGGCAAGAGGAAGCACCAUAUCAACAGCAGCAGCAACAGAAGGAAACACAACAUCAACAACUAGAAACUCGGCAGCGACAACAGGAAACGCAGCAACAGCACGAACAGCGUCAACAGCAAGAGGAUGCACAAGGACAGCCACAACAGGCCAUACAACAGCCACAGCAGGCCAUACAACAGCCACAGCAGGCCAUACAACAGCACCUACCACGAUCGGUUCAACAGAACGAGGCAGACCAACAGUAUCAGCAGCAACAGCAGCAACAGCAACAGCAGCAGCAGCAGCAGCAGCAGCAACUUCAGAGGACUGCACAGGAACUAGCUAGGAGCAUUCAACAGCAGCAACAACGUUCUCUGGAACCCUCGCCCUCAGAGAAAGUCAUCAAUCCCCACCCCUACAACUUCAUGAUGAAAAAUUCUGACGCGUGCGUGAAAGGCGCCAACCCAGACGGCUACGUGGACGUCUUGUGCCUUGUCUACACGGCUCCUUCUGACAGCUACAUGCGAUCAUUGAUCCGGAAAACCUGGGCUAGUGCCAAGGAGGUCAAGGGCAAGCGAAUCGUCACCAUGUUCCUGCUGGGACAGAGGAACCUUGAAAUCCAACAACUGAUUGAGCUUGAGAACAACCUCUACCACGACAUUAUCCAGGAGGACUUUACCGACUCCUACUACAACCUGACAAUCAAGACCAUCAUGGGUCUCAAGUGGGCCUCCCAUUACUGCUCCAACGCCCGCUUCAUCGUGAAAAUGGACAUAGACAUGUUCGUCAAUGUGUACAAUCUCGUCGACCGCAUCGAGAAAUCGCCUUCCGGCAGUGUAGCCGAGGGGAAUCGGAAGGAUGUGACGAAACCCAUCCGGUACAAACAGAGCAAAUGGUACACGUCCAAAGACGUGUAUCCGGAAAACUCCUACCCACCGUACUUGAACGGCCCAGCCUACCUUAUUUCCGCCGAUUUAGCUCCGCGUAUCUACCAGGCGUCCUUUACCACGCAGUUCCUGCCCUGGGAGGAUGCCUUCGUUGGUAUCAUCAUGAAGAAGAUCAAUGUGGAGCCCAAAUACAACGGCAUGUACGACACUUACCUCAACUACACCAAUGAGCAGGACACGCUCAGAAAAAUAAGUGGAAGCAUUACGUUUCAUUUAGGAGAGGACAAAGACAGAAACAAGGUGAAUAUUGUCAAGGUUUGGAGGUACGUCCGAAAGUUAAAUGACGUGCCUCUAUAGCAGAGAUGAGAAGGGAACUGUAGCAUUCACGAUUUAAGGAAAACUUGCUGGAUUCAAAAUGGUACUCUCCUAUUUAUUGAUAUGCCUUAAAUAUGUCUCGUCUGGCGUUUUUAUUGCAAGUUUGUGGCCGUUUUUACGAACUUCUUUUGAUAAAUACUGAUUAAAGUUCAGUAAAUGCGCUGGACAUGGAUGGAUUUAUAGAAAAUCCCGAACUCGGUACUAAUUACUGCCCCAUAUUUUGACCUUGUUCCAACUGCAGCUUAAUCGAUUUUACUUUUAGUAGGUGUUCGUUUGCUAUACCGCUCGAGUUAUUUCCCGAAGGAUGUCCACGCUACUGUCCGGAUAUCCUUGGAUCGGACAAUAAUUGAAGUUACCGCUGUGUGCCUUAUUCACGAGUUGGCCAUUUGUGUCGAGUUCCCUGCGCGCAUUUCAUAAACUGUUUACUGUUGAAUGGAAUGGCUCAGACUAUUUAUGUAGGCACAAUGCAGCCUUAUUUUUAAUUACACAUUUUAAAUUACUCGUUGAAGCAGACUGGAAGUAAUUAAAUUAAAAACUAACUCACUUUCGUUUCUCUUCACAAGUUUCAAAAAUUAAGAUUUUAUCUCAUUUUCAAUUCAAUAUAGCUGACUCGUGAAUAAGGCCCGUACUCUCAGCACCUGCGUAUCUGUGCUUAGCCCUUGCAUAGAAAUGAGAGACCAGUUUUCUAAUACAUGAACAUGUUUGCCAAAUUUGAUAUUUGCAUGGUGGAUGUGCUAACACCAGUUGAUCAAUCUCAUACGUUUUGUGUUAAAAGUUCAUCUCUUAAAGGGAAUAUACAGCAUUUGCUUCUGCUGUUAUUUUCAGAAAUAGAUGGUUUCGGGGGUUUAGUAUUUUAUAGUCAAUAUUGUUACACUGACUUGUUUGAAGUUUUGUGUUCGUAGAUGCUGGAAAAACUAAGAAAAACAAUCAUGUUCCUGUAGUCUGGAUCCCUGACCAACUUAAGAUUUGUAGACGUCGGGAAAUUGUAAGUUCAGGGAACCAGUCUACCUGGCAUGUACCCGUUCAUUGUGUAAUCGAUUGCAACCAAAAUGGUGUACAUGUAUAUGGUAAAUUGGGGGCAGUAUUUGAAAAAAGCCAGGUUUUUGUCCAACGCUGGUUGGCCGACCAGCGUUGGAAAUAGAUACAAAAAUACCACUUUUCUGGAAAAUGACAGGACACCAGGUACCAUAAUUUUACAGGAUUAGACUGUCAUCCACUAAAAGUCCAGUGAGGUAUUUCAUAGUAAUUGGGUAGUUUUUAUGUUUGCAAAUGUUGUGUAUUCUCUGUAACAGCUAUAUCAAAUUUACCAAGGACAUGUUUUUUUUUACAGCAAACAUGGCACCCCGCUUUACUUAAUGCAGGCCCUGACCAUAUCAUUUUGCGUCAGUUGGGGUAUUAAAAAUUUAUGACAAUGGUUCAGAUUAUUGGUUUACACCGGCGUGCCGAAUCAAAUCCUGCCUUAGAUUUGAAUUCGGUAUUAAAAGCGACUUUUAAGUCGGAAUAUCUACUGUCAUUCAGUAUGACUCCAAGGUCUAGUCAGUGGAAAAUUAAUAUGCUUGACCUGCCUGAAGCCAACAUGUUUGUGGGUCGAUUGGUUAGGCGAGACACAGAGAACAAUUAAUAGACGACAAAUGCCUGAAUGACAGCAGGUGGACACCUGUCAGCGCGUGGAUGUUCAUUUACAAAGGCAGUCAUCCUUGGUGUCAUUCAGCUACAGCUGCGUGACUGCUUGACCAGCUGUUGCCAAACAGUGUAUAACAUCUCCUGGUUAACAUUUACUCCAGCUGGUAAAGCCCAUUGUCAUUCAAAUUUCACUUUCAUUACAGCUGUUUCGUUUUUAUUAGGUUCUUGAUUCAAUUGUGAUCAGGUGUGCCAUUUAGUGUGCUCGUAAGUAAUAAUGAUAUUCUCUCACGUCCUGUGCUAUUUAUUUUUAUAUUUUAUAUGUAAAGUAGUCGUGCGUGAAGUAUUACAGUUUCGUGCGAGAUCUUAGCGUUUCCGGACACUUGACAAUCAGGGUUUUGACUGCCCCAAUUGCGAUCUGACUUAUCCAUUUUAUAAUAACUUUUAAAAAUUUAAGUAGGAAAGUCGGUUUAGGCGAUGUUUAAUUUGAUUUCUAUUUCUAUUAUUAUUUUUUGUUGUUACUGUUAUGUUGUUAUGUCAUAUUGUUGUGUUAAGGGGAGGAGAAGUUCUAACGUAAUGAAAGUAAUUCUCAGUGCCUAUAUACAUGUGACUAUGGUUAUAUUUUCUACACCGUGGUAUUUUCUUAA
Molecule: messenger RNA, 4513 nt
Organism: Patiria miniata (bat star)
Lineage: Eukaryota; Metazoa; Echinodermata; Asteroidea; Valvatida; Asterinidae
Exons: 2
Coding region: 573-2228 (551 amino acids)
Cellular component (GO): membrane
Molecular function (GO): hexosyltransferase activity
Source: RefSeq, a predicted model, not a curated record